UUUUUAGGCUCUACAUAAUCUUUUAAAUGUGAAAAAAUUUAUCUGUGUGAAGCCUGUUUGAGACCAAAAAGACCAGUGUCUCCUGCACCCAGCGAUCUUUCCAUGAAGAGUGACUGGUCCAAGGAGGACCCUUUAAACUUCAGAAAAGGAGAACCAGGCAGCGCUUCCAUGACAACAAGCAAGGAUGAAGAAGAACGCAGAAAAGAGAAGGAUAAAUACAAACUAAGAGAAGACCUAAAAAAGAGGAUCGGCAAGCUGCAUGAAAAGGAACUGAAAGUAACUGACACUGAACUCUACGAGAUACCAGCUGAGAAAGACAAGGACCCUAAAGCACAAACCUUUUCUACAUUAUUUCAAAAAUCAAAGAAAGAGAAAGUGCGAACAGUGCUAAUGAUGGGAGUAGCUGGAAUUGGUAAAACAUUUCAAAAAGAGUUAUUCAUGGUAGACUGGGCAAAAGGAAGAUCUAACAAAAAGAUAGACUUUAUAGUGUCGUUAAACUUCAGUAAGCUGAAUUCAAUGAGCGCUCAAAGCCUGAACAAACUGAUUGGUCAUUCCCUCAAGGUUGAAGAACAUGGAGAUUACAAGUUUGACGAAUGUAAACUUGUUUUUGUCCUUGAUGGCCUGGAAAAAUGUGAACUUCCUCUGGAUUUUGCAAAGAACAAGGACCUGAAGAAUAUUGAAGAGCAAGCCUCGAUGGAUUCGCUGCUAACAAACCUCAUCAAGGGGACUUUGCUUCCCUCUGCUCAUCUUUGGAUCCUCUCUCAACCUUCAGGAGUUGAGAAGAUUCUUCCUGAAUACAUCCAGCGAGUGACAGAAUGUCGAGAAAACUUGAAGCGACGGCAGAAUCUGGCCUCAGCUCUGAGAGGAAGAUUGCUUGAGGAAGCGUCUCCAUAUGAACAUGUUAAUACUCCUAACCAGAAAAACACUGAACACAUCAUAAGAGAGGUCAAUGGAGAAUCUGUGAAACGGGUGAAUGCCGUAUCUGACAUCUUUAAAGAAGAAGAUGGAAAAACGAUCCGUACUGUGCUGACUACUGGAGAAAGUGAAAUUGGAAAAUCCUUAUGUGUGCAGAAAUUCAUCAGAGAGUGGGCUAAAAAGGACAGCAGCUAUUUUACUUGGUUUAAGGCUUUAUUGGCCAAAGCCCAAGCUAAAGAAGUAGAAGUUAUAUUUCCACUUAACAUCUCAAAGCUUCAAACGAUAAGAAAUAAUGAAACCAGUUUGGUGGAACUUCUUUAUGAAUUCGUCAAGGAAACAAAGGAAAAUGUCAUCUCUAACAUUGAGCAGUUUAAAGUUUUAUUUGUCUUGGAUGGAUUUGAUGCUUACCAACCUCCUCUUGACUUUGACAACAAAGACAAAGUAACUGAUGUCAGAGGGCGCGCUUCAGUGGAUGUUCUACUGACAAACCUCAUCAAAGGAAACUUGUUUCCCUCUGCCCGACUUUGGAUAACCUCCCGACUCAAGUUGCCUGAUGCAUGUGUCCACAGGACGACAGAAAUACGAUGUAAGCCUGAUGCUGCAUCUCACCAGACACUCAAAACCCAGCUGAAGGAACAAUUUACCCAUGUGAGUGAGGGGAUUGAUAAGCAGAAAACCUCUGCUCUUCUUAAUUCCAUCUACACAGAUCUCUACAUCAUCGAGGGAGAGAGGGGAGAGAUACAUUCUCAGCAUGAGGUCAAACAAGUUCAAGACGCAAAGUUCAAACAAGUGACACAAGAAACAUCGAUUAAAUAUCAUGACAUUCUAAAAUCUGCACCUGGUGAAAAUAGACCCAUUAGAACUGUGCUGACGCUAGGAUUGGCAGGCAUUGGAAAGACGUUUGCUACAAAGAAGUUCAUGUUGGACUGGGCUGAGGGUAAGGCCAAUGGGGAAAUAUUUUUUAUAUUUCCACUUUCUUUCCGGGAGCUGAAUUUGAGAGAAAAGGAACACACCUUGGAGGAACUCAUUUUUCAGUUUUGUCCAGGAAUGAAGACAUCAGAAAUAAAAGACUAUGACAAGUACAGCAUUCUGAUUGUACUGGAUGGUCUUGAUGAAUGUCGCCUUGAACUUGACUUCAAGAAUGCUGUAUCUUGCACAGAGGUGAGUAAGCGAACCUCAGUGAGUGUCCUACUAACAAACCUCAUCCAAGGAAAUCUGCUGUCCAAAGCUCAAAUCUGGAUCACCUCCCGACCUGCAGCUGCCAAUCAUAUCCCUGCUGAUAAAGUUGACCGGGUAACAGAGGUGCGAGGAUUUAAUGAUGAGCAAAAGGAGGAGUACUUCAGAAAAAGAUUCAGUGAUAGAGAUUUGGCAGAGAAAAUCUUGUUGCAUGUCAAGAAAUCAAGGAGCCUUUACAUCAUGUGUCACAUUCCUGUCUUCUGUUGGAUCACAGCAAGCGUUCUGGAAGACGUUGUGAGAGAAACUGAAAAAGAAGGAGAGAGAGCAAAGACAAACGAAGACAGGAUGCCCAAGACUUUAACUGAUAUGUACAUAUACUUCCUCCUGUUACAAUGCAAACAGGCUAAUGUCAAGUACGCUUCAGAUGAAGCAGGUGACAAUUCUAAAACAGAUUCAUGCUGGAAUGCAAGGAACAAGGAAACAAUCAUUUCUCUGGGUAAAGUGGCUUUUGAGGGUCUAAGGGAAGGGAACCUUCUCUUCGAUGAAGAAAAGUUGAAAGAGGAUAAGGUUAACAUCCAAAAAACUGCAGUCUUCUCUGGACUUUUUACUCAGAUCUUUAAAGAACGAUGUGGGCUGUAUCCGCAGAAAAUGUUCUGCUUUGUUCAUCUGAGCAUUCAAGAGUUCCUGGCUGCUUUGUAUGUCUUUCAAACAUUCAACAACACAGGUGAAAAUCUGCUUUCCAUGCCCAAUCCAACAGAUAAAGACAUGCCUGAAGGAUUCUACACGACAGCGAUUGACAAAGCUUUAGAUAGCAAAAAUGGGGACUGGGAUCUGUUUCUCCGCUUCCUCUUGGGGCUCUCUCUGGAAACGAAUCAGAGUCUAGUGCAAGAACUUCUGAGGGAGACAGAAAACAAUGUAGAGACUAACAAGAAAACAAUUGGGUACAUCAAAGAAAAGAUUAAAGAUGAGAAGACUCAUGCAGAUAAAAAAUGCAAUCUUUUCUACUGUCUGAAUGAGCUGAAUGACCACUCUCUGGUUGAAGAAGUGAAAAAGUACCUCUGCUCAGAAAGUGUCACAUUUGAAAAUUUCACCACCUCCGAGUGGUCAGCUCUGACUUUUGUGCUGCUAACAUCAGAUGAGAGGCUUGAUGUGUUUGAUCUGAAGAAGUACCUAAAAUCAGAGACUGUUCUUCUUGGAAUGUUACCGGUUGUCAAAGUGUCCCAAACUGCUUUGCUGAGCUGGUGUACUCUCUCUGAGGAGUCCUGCAGAGGUCUGUCAUCUUUAGUCCUCAGCUCCCCAUCCAAUAAUCUUACAGAGCUCAACCUGAGUCAUAACGACUUGCAUGAUUCAGGUGUGGAAAUGCUUGCUGAGGGCCUAAAGAGUGUACACUGUAAACUGGAGAUUCUCAAGCUGUCAGGUUGUCAGGUGACGGAGAAAGGCUGCUCAUUCCUGGCGUCAGCUCUCAAAUCCAAAAAACACUCCCUGAAACACCUGGACCUGAGUUACAAUCACCCAGGAGACAAUGGGAGGAGGCUGCUCUCUGAAAUAUAUGAAGAUCCAGAUUCGAAGCUGAAGACACUCUGUUUGGAUCACUGUGGAGCGCAUCGUAUAAAGCCAGGGCUGAAGAAGUAUGGUGCUGAUCUAAAGCUUGAUGAAAACACAGCAAGCAAGAGGCUUAUAUUGUCUGAGGAGAACAGAAAAGUAAAAACUGUGCGGACGGUGAAGGAAAAGGUGGAGCGACCUGAACACAAGGGCAGGUUUAUGAGGAGCCAGGUGAUUUGUGGGGAGGGCAUGCAAGGCCUCUGCUACUGGGAGGUGGAGUGGGAAGGGAGGGUUGGCAUCGCAGUGACAUAUGAAGCAGUGGGAAGAGGAUGGGAUAGAAGUGGUGGCCUAGGAUGCAACGAGAUGUCCUGGAGUCUGCUCUGCUCCAGGACUCAGUACCAUUCCAUACAUGGAAAAACAUGGAAACUUAUUGAGCCCAACAAUGAGAAGACAUCCAAAGAUAUUACGUCCAAAGACGGGAAGACUUCCAAAGAUAGGAAAACGUCCAAAGAUGGAAAUACAUCCAAAUAUGGGAAGACGUCCACAGACUUUAAGUUCAAGGAGGGAAAGACAACUAAGGAUUGGAAUAUUUCCAAAGACGGGAAUACAUUCAAAAAUAUUAAGUCCAAAAAUGGAAAGACAUCCUCAGAUGGGAAGAUGUCCAAAGACCUUGAGUCAAAAGAUGAGAAAACAUCCAAAUAUACUAAGUUCAAAGAUGAGAAGACAUCAAAAGAUACUGAGUCCAAAGAUGUGAAGAUGUCCAAAGACAUUGAGUCAAAGAAUCAAAAGACAUCCAAAGAUACUGAGGCAAAAGAUGAGAAGACAUCAAAAGAUACUGAGUCCAAAGAUGCAAAGAUGUCCAAAGACAUUGCGUCAAAAGAUGAGAAGACAUCAAAAGAUACUGAGUUCAAAGAUGGGAAGACAUCAAAAGAUACUGAGUCCAAAGAUGCAAAGAUGUCCAAAGACAUUGCGUCAAAAGAUGAGAAGACAUCAAAAGAUACUGAGUUCAAAGAUGGGAAGACAUCAAAAGAUAGGAAAACGACAAAAGAUGGAAAUACAUUAAAAGACUUUAAGUUCAAAGGUGGAAAGACGACUGAGGGCGGGAAAACUUCCAAGGAUGGGAAUACAUUAAAAAAUGGGAAGACAUCCUCAGAUGGGAAGACGUCCAAAGCUGAGAAGACAUCCAAAGACUUUGAGUCAAAAGAUGAGAAGACAUCCAGAGAUCCUGAGUUCAAAGAUGGGAAGAUGUCCAAAGACUUGAAGUUCAAAGGUGGAAAGACGACUAAGGAUGGGAAAACUUCCAAGGAUGGGAAUACAUUCAAAAAUGGGAAGACAUCCAAAGAACUUGAGUCAAAAGAUGGGAAGAUGUCCAAAGACAUUGAGUCCAAAGACGAGAAGACAUCAAAAGAUACUGAGCCCAAAGAUGGGACAAUGUCCAAAUUGCCUCUUUAUAAAAGAAUAGCAGUAUUUUUGGAUUGGGAAGCUGGCACUCUGACCUAUUACGGUGUCACACAAGAAAAGCUGAGCCUUAUACACACCUUCCAUGCCAGAUUCACUGAGCCCCUCUUCCCAUGCUUCUGGUUUCAGAAGGGCUCUGUGACCUUGUGUAAAAUAGACUGAACUCCCUGAGAUAGGGGAAGUCUUCCAUUGAGGCUCCAUUUGACUUCAAUGGAAUAGCAAAACCUUGCCUGCAUCGUAUCAAUACCAUGAUGUAAAAGACUGAAAGACACUAUAUUAACAUAGUUCCUCUUGCCGGAAGAUGUUUGAUCAAUUACUGUUUACUUAAAGUGGACCUAUCAUCCUGUAUUUCAAUAAUAUAGUGUAGGACCAUACCUAUAUAAGGCAU
Notothenia coriiceps (black rockcod) is the source of this 5479-nucleotide messenger RNA. RefSeq lists its product as uncharacterized. Bases 103 to 5253 code for a protein of 1716 amino acids. Lineage: Eukaryota; Metazoa; Chordata; Actinopteri; Perciformes; Nototheniidae. Gene Ontology annotation, molecular function: protein binding. The record is from RefSeq and is a predicted model, not a curated record. The transcript is spliced from 9 exons.